UGAUUUUCUUUCUCUUCAUUUAUAUUUUCUUUUUAUUUUCCUGGCAACCAUUUUAAUUCCCUAUUUGUCUCUAUAGUUUUCCUAAUACUUUUCCUUAACUUUGACCCACUUUGAGGAAAAACCUAACUGCGCGCCCCACUGUGCGGCGGUAAACGAACGAUUUUGCGUUCUCCAUUUGGUGGUGACUAGUUGGUGGUUCCUUUGAAGGGAAAAGUGGGUGGGCGGUGAAAGUGGGCGAGAAGGACAGGGGGAGUGGUUCCCCGUUGGCAUGGUGCACGCGAAAAAGCCAAACGAAAGGUACAUUUUCCAGGCAAACUCCUCGUUGCUUUCGAGGAGUACGUCUAGAACUGUUGGUCGCGUUGGUUGAGAGUUCCAUUGUAUUAUUAUCCAUUAUAGACAUUUAAACAAUUAGGGCGCCCCAAGAUGAGUCUCCUUUUGCGGCGACGAUCGCGCAGCGAAACGCGUUCUCAGGAGAUUCGGGCGGAGAAGGCCAGGCAGCCGGAAUCGAAAUCCGACAAACCGGACAAGGAGCAGCUGGCGAAGCACUCCCACCACCAGAUGCGCCACAAUGCGCCACAUGCCAGUGAGCAGAGUCUCAACAAGCUGGGCCUGGUGGCCGGCAGUGGAAUGGGCAGGCGCAAGACGUCCGCGGAACUCAUCAGCGAGGCCAAGAUGUUCCUGGGCGAGUCCGUCGGCGGCGCCGUUCCCCUGAUGGCCACCGGCGGGGCCCGUUUGGUCAGCACUCGCCGACCCAUCACGCCCCGCGAAUCCGGACGGGUGUUGUACGGCAAAGUGGCCCUGGCAGGACGGCCACCCAGUGCAUUUUCCAUGCGCUAUCUUCAGAACGAGAAACCAUCUACGCCCCGCCAGCUGCCGGCUCUAUCGGGAUCUGGACCCGCCACGCCCAUGCCCACCAGAAAUGGCGCCCUACUCUGCCAAUCCAGCACAGAAACCCUGAUCGAACUGCUCAAGCAGCACAGUGGUCUCAAGGAUUGCAGCGAUGAGACAGUGCAGCACAUAAAUGCGAUCCUCCAGGAGCUUUAUACGCGCGUGAGAAAACAGGAGCGCAGCUUCAAGCGCGGUUUCAUCCUCGGAGGUCUCUAUGGACUGGUGGAGUGCAGUUCGCCGCGUGUUCUUUUGGCUGUGGCUCGUGUGGUUUUGGCACUGAGAGUCACGGGCAGUAAUCUGACGGGUGCCUGCAAGCUGAUCUUUAAGGUGGCCAGGCAUGAGCAGCAUGAUGCCUUGUUCCACGAGCACGAUGUGCUGGAACUGCUCAUCGAUGGCCUGGGCCACGCCUCGCCGCUGGAUGAGCCGGAGGCCUGCAUUUAUGCCUACGGUUGCAUACGUUUCCUCACCGCCAGCAGUGCCCAGGAGCGUGACGAUGCCCUCAACCGCAACUGGAUUGGUUUGGAGGGUUCCGGCUCAAGCUCUGGCUCCGAAAGUCAUCCGGUGCCCAUUGCAGCUCUCAUGCCGCCUGCUCUGUCGGCCAUUUCGGCUGGCCUUUGUCCCAGGAAGCUGACGGGCCAGCAAACAUUGGUAUCCCGCCUGGCUCGUCACGGCGCCGUGGAGCUGAUGAUUUUGCACCUGCAGAUGCUGAACGAGGCGGGGGCCACUAAGCGCCUUCAGGGUCCGCCGCUUCACACGCUCUACCAAUUGUCGGCGGCCAUGAGGGCACUGGCGGAUGUUUGCCAGCAGCAGCAGCGUUUGCAGCUUCAAUUGCAACUGGCGUGUCCACAUCUCAUCCGGGCAGCCGAGGUUUCCAUGGGCGAACUGGAGGUGCAGGCCAAUGUGGUGCGCACUCUGAGCGUGCUCUCCGAGGACUCUGAUUGCUGCGCAACGCUGCACAACUAUGCAGCCAGAAUUGGUCUGCUCCUGGGUCCUUCUUGUGCCGGUGGUGGUCAGUGCAGCGAACGUCUCCUGGCGGUGCUUAGCCGCUUGGGCUACAUGCUGGGCAAUAUACUGGCCAAACACGAGUCGGCGCGCAUACAGUACUUUCACAACGACGUGGCCAUGGAGUAUCUGCUGAAUGUGCUGGAGCAGUUAAACGAUCGCCCAGCCACCAGUGUGGCCCUUUUGGAUGCCCAAAUCAAGUUGAUACGAGUGGUGGCCAAUAUGAGUGUGAAUCCCGAGGUGGGCGCUGGCCUGGGAAAUGUCCGUUCGUUGGGCACCGUGCUGCUAAAGCUUUUGAGCAAAACCAGCGACGAGUUGGCCAAAAAGAAGUCGCCGGAACAGCAGGAGCUGCUGCAUGCCACCUUGGGAGCCCUGCACAACCUAUGCUUCUAUCAGGACAAACAGGCAGCCGUACAGCCGUUGGCCGAGGGAUCGCUGCAGAGCUUGAUUGACGACUUGUCCGAUGCGUUGGCCAAGGUCUUGGGCCACUGUCAGACGUCGGUGACCAAAGUGGAGUUGGCCCGCGUGUUGGGCAACCUAACGAGGAACGAGCGGGCUCGUCGUUGCUUCUGUGCGGCCGGAGGAUUGCCAUUGAUGGUGCAGCAGCUCACAAAGCAGGCCGCUGGGCAGGAUUACGAACUGCGCACCUGUGCCAUUGGGGUUCUGGUGAAUCUACUGGGCGAUGGCGAACAGCGAGGUCCUUUCCUACAACUCCGAGGAGCGGAACUGCUGUCCCUACUGCUGCGUGGAUCCUUGGAGCAGGAGGACUGGUUCCUGGCCAAUAUCGUGUGCCAGGCCCUCUGGAAUCUCCUCAUCGACGGCCAGUGUGCGGCUAAUCUCUGUCAGAGCGGUAACAUACUCGAUGAAGUGAGCGAUCUGCUGGCCGAUUAUCUCGAUGAGGAGCGAUUGCUGCCCGGCGAAAACGAUAAAGAUAACGAAGAGGACGAACCGGAACGGGAGCCAGAUGAUGUGGAUGCGGAUGUGGCGGAAACGGAUGCGGAUGCGGAUGGUCACGACGCUUUGUGGGAGGACUUCGCACUGGUGGCCACCGAUCUGCUGGAACGCAUCCAAAACAACUUCGAUAGGCAACAGCAAUCGCAGACGUUGGUGCUUCACCAGGCCGAUAACGAAGACGAUAACGAUGUUUUCAUCGAAGAAAUGUAGUAGCUGUUCGUUCAAUAGUUUAUAGUGUUUCUAUGUCUUUGCAUCAUUAUUCGAUAAAUAUCUUUAAUUAAAUAAUCAAAGCCAAUAAAAAAUGUUUUAAAUUAGCCCUCAAAUUGCUGGAAUCGAAUGGGGAAGUGGCAAAAUUUCUAAAUCAUAAUAUUUACCCAGCUUAGAAAUUAGGCAAAAAUCAUUUUGGGCAUGAUUAGUAACAUUUAAAAACAUUAAAUAUUGACAGUAAAAUAAUACACCUGUCUUGAAAAUCAAUAUCUUCAGCUAAUGCUCCCUUAAUAUAAACAACGAUGACGACUUCUUUUAACGAGGAAAUGAAUACACAAACAAGUUCCUAAUGUUUCAAGAACACUAAUCUACAAUCUUUAGAGUUUGUGGAAACGCAGUCCUACGAACUGGGUCACUACGUUAUAUUUAUAAAUAAACUGCCUUCAGAGUUAUAAAAGAUGAUACUUUGUUAUGAGAAAAACAAAUCUCGGUUGCGUAAACUUAAAAUUUGUUUAUAUGGUACAACUGCACAUAAUGCU
Molecule: messenger RNA, 3590 nt
Organism: Drosophila gunungcola (fruit fly)
Lineage: Eukaryota; Metazoa; Arthropoda; Insecta; Diptera; Drosophilidae
Product: armadillo repeat-containing protein 2
Exons: 7
Coding region: 424-3054 (876 amino acids)
Biological process (GO): cilium organization
Molecular function (GO): protein binding
Source: RefSeq, a predicted model, not a curated record